GGAUUAUGUUAUCGUCAUACACGAGUGGCUUAGAGAUUGGUUGUUUAUGCAUUUUGUAUAUUAUUCCUGUGCUCAUUCACGUUCAGCAUCACACCCAUUCCGCCGUGCGAUUGCAUAAUAACGAUAUAACGCCACUGCAUCUUCCAAACCACAGCUAUACUGCAGACUUUAUUUUUCAACGACGUACUUAUAUCCAAACAAUAAUAAUUGUUUCUAAACUUUCCCCGCAGUACAAACGGCCUUUUAUUAUACACAAUAGUAUAAUAUAUUGUUCGUUGGUCCGUCGUCGCAUUAGUUCUCGAAAAUUUGUUGUGGAAAACGCACCAAACAUUGACGAAUAGGAUCGACGCCAUUUCAGCCAUGUCAGGAUCGACGCUUAAAAGACUAUCACCCCCGUUAUACGUAUUGUGGUUUGCUACAUUGCUUUUUCAAGAAACUGUAAUAACCAAUUCUGGUCAAGAGAAAACGAUCAUAUCAAACAUUGAUUCAUUAAUAGAGGAAGUGUUACCACUGCCAUGUAAAUGCGUAAUGUAUUAUUUAUGUCCGACUAAUACGAUUGAUUCAGUUCAGAGAAUUGUAUUAGAUCCAAGGUUUCAAAAUAUUUCAUGUGAUAAAGAAUUGGAAAAAUGCUGCAUCGCUACUGCUCCAUCGAAAGUAGUUGAGAAAAUAGUUGACGUACCUAUAGAGCGUACGAUUUGUGGCCAUCGGAACUCUGACUUUACAGAAAUAUUAAGUCCACGAAUAAAUGGAUAUAAUACGAAAUUCGGCGAGUUCCCCUGGAUGAUGGCAAUUCUCAAAAUAGAUUCACAUACCCAGUCAAAAACUUUCAUAGGCGGUGGUUCAUUGAUACACCCACGAGUCGUGUUGACUGCAAUUCAUGCCUUACGAGAGAAUGACCAGAACGAUCUAUUGAUUCGAGCUGGUGAACAGGAUUCAACAACGCAAAACGAACCAUUACCGUACCAAGAAAGCAAAGUUUUGAAAAUAAUCAAACACGAAAAAUUUUCCUAUGCUGGACUCUUAAACGACGUAGCACUGAUCAUUCUUACCCAUCCGUUCAACCUGACAGAAAAUGUAGGCACUAUUUGUCUACCCAGCCAGAAUUACGUAUUCUCUGAAGAAACAUGCUACGCCAGCGGUUGGGGCAAAGAUAAAUUUGGUAAACUUGGCGAAUAUCAAAGCAUUUUAAAAAAAGUUGAUUUGCCAAUUGUGCCAUUUGGUCGAUGCUUGAAACUGUUAAGAAAAACCGGUUUGACCCAGGAUUUCAUAUUGCACGAGAGUUUUUUAUGUGCCGGUGGGGAAAAAGGCAAAGAUACUUGCCAAGGUGAUGGCGGAAGUCCCCUGAUAUGCCCACUUAAGAACAAUCCUAAACAAUAUCAUCAGGCUGGUAUCGUGGCAUGGGGAGUCGGAUGCAACAAUGAGAUACCUGGCGUAUAUGUAAACGUGGCUAAGUUUAGAGAAUGGAUCGAUGAAAAAAUGGCUCAAGAAAAUUUCGAUACGAGUUUCUAUGAUCCGAAUUAUAAUCCAAACACGUCUGCUGAUGACUUCGACUUGAGCUUGAAUAACGCGAAUGCCAUUCCACGGGGUUUAUAAUUACAUUUUGCGUGGUUAACAGGUUCACACUUGUAAACGUUAUUAAAAUUCAAAUGAUAAACGAACAAAUAAUAAAAUACAAUAAACAAAUUAUAUGGAUUUAUAAAAUGUAUAUAGUAUCUAUAGGUACCAAACAAAACGUACAAUAAAUCGGAACAAUAUAUUAUGAAGUUUUUAAAACAAAAACGAAUGCAAAACGAAAUAGUAUAAUUAUAUUUAAGUUUUUAAUAUCACUAUUAGUUAAUAUUUUUACAAUAAUAUAAAUAUAAAUUUAAUGUCACACCUAAACCGCACAUAUCUCUAGUUCAUAAAACAAUCAACAAUUGUAAUAUCAAUUUUUUUCUUACAUUCAAAUUAUAUCAAAUGAUCUCUUAUUACUGUAAACAAUUAAUAUUAACAUUUUAAUUCAACAUUGUUCUAAUUAACACAAAUGUUUUAUUAUACCAUAGGUUAAUAUGUUCAAUAUUAUUGUACCGUAAAUAUAUUAUAUUGUAUAAUAACUCCACUCUUCUUUAUAUUAUUUUA
This is a messenger RNA of Rhopalosiphum padi (bird cherry-oat aphid), 2118 nucleotides long. Its product is annotated as phenoloxidase-activating factor 2-like. The coding region runs from base 361 to 1593 and encodes 410 amino acids. Gene Ontology annotation, biological process: proteolysis. The transcript is spliced from 6 exons. The record is from RefSeq and is a predicted model, not a curated record. Lineage: Eukaryota; Metazoa; Arthropoda; Insecta; Hemiptera; Aphididae. Gene Ontology annotation, molecular function: serine-type endopeptidase activity.